GACUCAUCAGAGUCAUCACCAUAGAGGACCAUAUUGACUGAGCAGUCACUCAUGUUAUUCAUUUCGUCUGAUAAUUUACCUUAGCUCUCACAGCUCUUAAGACACGUAUCAGCCAGCCAGGCGCCCCAGGAGCAAUGACCGAUCUCACCCAAGGCAAUGGUACAAUAAUAUCACAAGCCACGGUCGACGACGUCUUCCACAUCAAAUUCAUGGUCGACGCUGCGUUCUCCAAAUACAUUGAUCGUAUCGGUAAACCACCGGCUCCCAUGACAGCCGAUUACAGCCACAUUGUCAGCACGCAGAAUGCCUUCGUACUGCUAGAUUGUAACGUUGUCGAUAGAUCAAAAAGAAUAAUUGGGUUCAUCGCAUUGAGUCAGCAGUCAGAAUGCGACCUCAAGGCGAAUGCAGAUUCGGUCAAUAUCGAUAUCCUCGUGGUGGACGCUUCGGCACAAGGACGAGGCUAUGGACGGGCAUUGCUGAAUCAUGCAGAGAACGAGGCGCGUCGGAACGGGAUCUGGGCUGUGAGGAUGGGAUUUGUGGAGGUUGGAAGAAGGACUGAAAAGGGGUUCGACCGAGUGUUUUUCCGAAAGGACCUGCCAAUAGAAAAUAAUUGUGCUGCGACCUAA
Molecule: messenger RNA, 626 nt
Organism: Talaromyces stipitatus ATCC 10500
Lineage: Eukaryota; Fungi; Ascomycota; Eurotiomycetes; Eurotiales; Trichocomaceae
Exons: 2
Coding region: 135-626 (163 amino acids)
Molecular function (GO): acyltransferase activity, transferring groups other than amino-acyl groups
Source: RefSeq, a predicted model, not a curated record